AGUGCCCCCAAUAGCUAUCCCAUUACCCACCCGCUCGGUUCUCUCUCCGGCUUCUCCUAAUACCAGGACGGUUCUUGGCAUCUGUGGAGGGGUUGCGCGAGCAUAUAACUUUCGCUGGAGCUUGUAUUAAAUAAGAUAUUCUCUCCACUCUCAUGGCACUUACUGUCAUGCUCUCGUGAUCAGAGAGAGAGCUAAUACAAUGCUAAGCACCUAUGAGUGCAAGCUGCAGAAAAGUAAUGGUUUCUGGAUAUCAACAAUCUUAUGUACUGAGACUGCUGAAAGUGUAAUGGCAUAAGGACCUCCGGCAAGUUUUCUCCUGUUGCUGUCUUUGGUGGGCCUAGAUCCGGUUGUUCUCUCAUCUUUAAUGCGUUCCUGCCAAAAAAGCAAGACUCACUGGGAGACAAGAUAAGAGUUGCGAAGCUGAAAAAGUAGCAGCCUGGAUUCGCUCGGCGGCUUCGUAAGCUGCAGGUCAGCAAAGACAGGGGGGCAUCGAAUUCCGGGUCGAUCAGCCUUCCCAUGAUGGAAGCAUCCAAACCGACCACCUACCCCAGUCCGCAAAGCAUUGCAUUGGAUCGAAGAUAGAUAAUCUUCGAGAAGCUCUACUCAACUCAAAAUCACGUCAAACCAGGAAAGAGAGAGGAAAGAGAGAGGAAGGCAGCAUGUGAAACCCAAAGAUUGCAUUAUUUAUAUAGGACGAGAACUUUGGUGGGAUCUCAGCAUCAGGAGAUAGAGAGAUGGCAUAUUUGGUCGAGGCUUCCCAAUUCCUCCAUGGCGUUCUCGAUUUGACAAUCUUUGAAGCUGAUCACCUCCACCAUUGUUUCCAUGGCUUCCUCCUUCAGGUCACAGAAAAGAUAGAGGAAGCCUUACAUCUCGACAAGCUUGCCCACACCAAGCUCUAUGCCACUGUGGACAUCGGUGGGGCAAGGGUGGCAAGGACCAGAGAGAUUGAAUUCCAUCCCAAGAACCCAAUAUGGAACGAGUCCUUUCACAUCUGCUGCGCCUACUCCGCUCCCUCAAUCGUAAUAUCAAUUAAAAACCAGCUCCCAGUGGAUGCAAAGGUUUUGGGCCGUGCUAAGAUCCCCACCUCCCAGUUACUCACCGGGCAACCUCUGGAAGGCUGGUUUGAUCUCUUCGACGACGAGGGCCACAAGCUCAAAAAAGCAAAGAUCCAUGUCCUCCUUAAAUUCUCUGAUAUCACCUCUGAUCCAUGUUGGAAUGCAGGUAUCAGACUUCCACAAUUCUCUGGCCUUCCCAAGGUUUACUUCCCUCAGAAGACCGGUUGCGAGGUGACGCUCUACCAGAACUCUCAUCUUUCUAACAAUUUCCGACCGGUGAUCCAUCUCUCCGAUGGUAAAAACUACCACCCUCCGAGACUAUGGGAGGAUCUCUACAUUGCCAUAACAGAAGCAAAACACUUCAUUUACGUCGCUGGCUGGUCGGUGAAUGUCAACAUCACACUCAUUCGAGAUCCGGAGCGCAUGAUCCCUGGCGCAGAGGGUGUAACCAUAGGAGAACUGCUGAAGAAAAAGGCCGAGGAAGGGGUUACGGUGUUGGUCAUGGUCUGGAAGGACCGAACCUCGGUGUCGCUCUUAGGGAAUGCAGGGCUGAUGAACACACAUGACGAGGAGACUUACGAGUUCUUCCAAGGCAGCAUGGUGAAGUGCUUCCUCUGCCCACGCAAUGCUGACCCCUCCCUCACUGCGGUGCAGCAUGUUGAGAUCGGAAUGGAGUUCACCCACCACCAGAAGGCAGUCUGUCUUGAUGCUCCCAUGAGCAAUGGUACAUCCCGUAUUGUAAGCUUUGUUGGUGGAAUCGAUCUCUGUGGUGGAAGGUACGAUGAUGAGAACCACACUCUGUUCAGAAACCUCGACACGACCUACGUUGAUGAUUUCCAGCAGCACAACUUCCCCCAUGCUGAUCUCCGCCAUGGUGGCCCAAGGGAGCCAUGGCAUGAUGUGCAUUCCAAGCUCGAAGGCCUCGCAGCUUGGGAUGUACUUACCAAUUUCGAGCAGCGAUGGAUAAAACAGUCCCCGAAGGAGAUCUCUCAUUGCUUGGUAAAAAUCCACGAGCGGCCUGAUAUCUUUCCAAUCCCAUCAGGUCUUGCUACUCAAGAAUCAUGGAAUGUGCAAGUCUUCCGAUCAAUUGAUGAUGCUUCGGUGGUGGGUUUCCCAUCUGAUCCAUCCGAAGCUGCUGAGCUGGGUCUGAUGAGUGCAAAAGAUGUGACGGUCGAUCAAAGCAUACAUUCGGGCUAUGUCGAAGCCAUUAGAAGAGCAAAGAGGUUCAUAUACAUUGAGAAUCAAUACUUCUUUGGAAGUUGUGCUUCCUGGAGGGAAGAGCAGGAUUGUGGAUGUCUGAAUUUGAUCCCUAUCGAGAUAGCCUUGAAGAUUGCAAGCAAGAUUCGCCUGGGAGAAAGGUUUGCAGCUUAUAUAGUGACCCCGAUGUGGCCCGAGGGGAUACCGGAGGGUGAUACAGUGCAGGCCAUACUGCAUUGGAACAGGCUGACAAUGGAGAUGAUGUACGGAAUUGUGGCCAGGGCUAUAGAGGAAGCUGGGUUAGGUGGGAAGGCACACCCAUGUGAUUAUUUGAAUUUCUUCUGUUUGGGGAACAGGGAAGUUCGAUAUCCCGGGGAGUACAUCCCACCGGAGAGGCCAGAACCAGGCUCCGACUACUGGAAGGCACAAGUCAACCGGCGAUUCCUCAUCUAUGUGCAUGCCAAGCUUAUGAUCGUGGAUGAUGAAUAUGUGAUCAUUGGCUCUGCAAACUUGAAUCAGAGAUCACUUGCAGGUGACAGGGACUCUGAGAUUGCCCAUGGAGCAUAUCAACCUGCACAUCUUAACAGGCCUGAUGCACCAGCUCGUGGACUCAUCUAUGGAUACCGCAUGUCAUUGUGGUACGAGCACUUCAUGAGCCACCACCGGCACCUAUCUCCGGUCUUUCUUGAGCCUGAGAGCUUAAAGUGUGUGAGAACAGUCAAGCGAAUUGCUGAGGACUUGUGGGAGAAGUUUGUGGGAGACGAGGUGAUCAAUCUCCCUGGCCAUCUGCUUCCUUUCCCCAUCCAGGUCUCGGAGUUUGGAGAGUUGUCAGAAUUGCCACCGGAUGGCUUCUUUCCAGACACCAAGGCUCCUGUCAAGGGCAAGAAGUCUGAAAUCCUUCCCCCUAUUCUCACCACAUGAGCUUUUUUAUUCUCAACUUUUGGGACUAAAUGCAUAAAUGUUGUUACAUAAUAAAUGACACUCAUGUACCAUCUGUAGGAUUUACGUAUUAUAAUUAGAGAGGCCUACGUCGAUGUAGUAUGACGUUUUAAUUUCAUUCACCAUCAACAUUAGUAUGUGACAACUACUUGAGACUUCCGUUGCCUUAA
Messenger RNA from Phoenix dactylifera (date palm), 3361 nucleotides. Lineage: Eukaryota; Viridiplantae; Streptophyta; Magnoliopsida; Arecales; Arecaceae. The record is from RefSeq and is a predicted model, not a curated record.